Messenger RNA from Acanthisitta chloris (rifleman), 828 nucleotides. It is a transcript of the gene TSSK6, whose product is annotated as testis-specific serine kinase 6. Lineage: Eukaryota; Metazoa; Chordata; Aves; Passeriformes; Acanthisittidae. The coding region runs from base 1 to 828 and encodes 275 amino acids. The record is from RefSeq and is a predicted model, not a curated record. Gene Ontology annotation, biological process: protein phosphorylation; intracellular signal transduction; microtubule cytoskeleton organization. Gene Ontology annotation, cellular component: cytoplasm. The transcript has a single exon. Gene Ontology annotation, molecular function: ATP binding; protein serine/threonine kinase activity; tau-protein kinase activity.
AUGCCAGGAACAGGAGAGAAUCUACUCAGUAAGAUGGGCUACAAUCUGGGUCCCACAUUAGGGGAGGGCAGCUUCUCUAAGGUAAAAGCAGCCACUUCCAGCAAAUACAAGGGUCCCUUAGCCAUUAAGGUGUUGGACCAGCAACAAGUAUCCCAAAAGAUCAGAUACAAGUUUCUGCCCCGGGAGCUCUCCAUCAUGCGCAAGAUCCGGCACCCCAACAUUGUGCACAUCUUUGAGAUCAUCCAGGUCUGCAAUGUGAAGGUCUACAUCGUGAUGGAGGCCAUGGACACUACCCUGCUGCAGCUGGUGAAGCAGCAGGGAAAGCUGUCCUGCAUCCCCGAAGCCAGGGACAUAUUUGUGCAGGUUGUGAGGGCUGUGAGCUACUUGCACGACCGCAACUUGGUGCACCGCGAUCUUAAGUGUGAGAAUGUGCUGCUCACUGCUGACAGCCACCGGGUCAAGAUCAGUGACUUUGGUUUUAGUAAGGAAGUCAAUAGCUCCCCAGACCUGAGCGCCACGUUCUGUGGGACUGUAGCCUACACUCCCCCAGAGGUGCUGAUGAACAUCCCCUAUGACGCCAAGAAGUUCGACAUGUGGAGCUUGGGGGUGAUGCUGUACGUGAUGGUGGUUGGCUGCAUUCCGUUUGAUGAUGACGAUGUCCUCAGCAUGCCCCAGCGGCAGAAGAAAGGGGCACUGUACCCAGAGGGGAUGCCCGCACUGCCAGAGCCCUGCCAAACCCUCAUCACCCAACUACUCCAGUUCAGCCCGGCCGCACGGCCUGAGGCAUGGCAGGUGGCCAAGCACCGCUGGCUGAAUGGAGACACCUGA